GACUUUCCUCUUUAACUCCAUCCCCAUAUCUUUCACUGACCAAACCGGUGUUCGGUUACACACACCCAAAUACUGAAGAAAUAAAACAAAAACAAAACAAAGAAGAAAAGAAAACUGGUUCUUUUCGUGUUGCGUUUUCUUGUUCUCUCAUUUGAUUCUUCUUUUCAGUUAUAAUUGUGUACUUGUCUCUCUUGGUUUCACGGCUUGGAGGUUCCGGCGACCUCCUCGGAAAUUUUGUUGUUUAUUUUUCACAGUGAUUGAGUGUGAAAGUUUCCAAGAUAUUUUUUUUCUUUGAAAAGAAUGUUUCUUUUUGAUUGGUUCUAUGGAAUUUUGGCGACCCUUGGUCUGUGGCAGAAGGAGGCGAAGAUUUUAUUCCUAGGGUUAGAUAAUGCUGGGAAGACCACUUUGCUUCAUAUGCUCAAAGACGAGAGAUUAGUUCAGCAUCAACCUACCCAGUAUCCCACUUCAGAGGAGUUGAGUAUUGGAAAGAUAAAGUUCAAGGCUUUCGAUUUGGGUGGCCACCAGAUUGCUCGUAGGGUCUGGAGGGACUAUUACGCCCAGGUGGAUGCUGUAAUCUACCUGGUUGAUGCAUUUGACAAGGAAAGAUUUUCAGAAUCAAAGAGGGAGCUGGAUGCUCUUCUUUCUGAUGAGUCAUUAGCAAAUGUGCCUUUCCUUAUCUUGGGAAACAAGAUUGACAUACCUUAUGCUGCCUCAGAGGAUGAGUUACGUUAUCACAUGGGCCUCACUAACUUCACCACAGGCAAGGGCAAAGUUAAUUUGGCUGACUCCAAUGUUCGUCCUUUGGAGGUGUUCAUGUGCAGUAUUGUCCGGAAGAUGGGAUAUGGUGAAGGCUUUCAGUGGCUCUCUCAGUACAUUAAAUAGAGAACAAGCGUGCUCCUAGUUCUUUAUGAUCCUCAUGCUAAUGCAGUCUCCACAUUAGCAUUGUAGUUUUUAGACGUAUCUACUCAUGUAAAUGGUGGUUUUACUUUUUCUUUGUUAUGUGAUACCCUUGUUUAGUUGACAAGCUUGGGAUGCAGGCUAUAUCAGUUAUUAAAAUAGCAGAAUUAAUAAAUGGUGGCUUGAAUAUAGGAAAUAGCUUUGUGCA
Molecule: messenger RNA, 1105 nt
Organism: Cajanus cajan (pigeon pea)
Lineage: Eukaryota; Viridiplantae; Streptophyta; Magnoliopsida; Fabales; Fabaceae
Product: small COPII coat GTPase SAR1A
Biological process (GO): intracellular protein transport
Molecular function (GO): GTPase activity; GTP binding
Source: RefSeq, a predicted model, not a curated record